GAUUACCUUCAAGUUCACUUGAAAAUUUACCCGAGUUGACCAUCUUUAAUAAACUACUUUGUUGCCGCAUGGUUAUGUUUAGUUACCAUAACAUGCGCUAAUUUCAAAUAUUUUGGCAUAGUAAAUAAAGCGUUUAUAUUUCUAUGUUAUAUUGCGAUUCAACUUUGUGAUUUUUGUAAAAAAAUUUAACAUUCGAUUGUUUAUCGAAUACUUAUUUUAUUGUAUAUAACAGACAAAAAAUGGGCGAUUUUUUCCCAAGCACAAAACUGACAGAUCCUAAAGAUGAACAAGUAACUGUGAAGUUAAUGCGAUUCUUGGAGACUUACAUUCCAAGGAGGAAUCUAUUACGAAAAGACGUGCAUAAAAACAACAUUUUUAGAAACAUAUUACUGGAGUUGGAACAUGAAAAUGUAUCGUUAAGAUAUUGCAAUAAUGAGCAGAAAAAGAUGAUCUCUACUUUAGAAGGCCGUGUUUGUAAAUUACAAAACCAAAUUGAUGGCUUGCUAUAUAAAUUAAAUAGUGCCUGCGACGUUAUGCGGAAUAUGCAGCAGAAACUGAGAGACAGUGAGAGACAGCUGAAGGAACGCACGAUGGACCAACAAAUACUGCAGAGAUGCAAUGCAAGGAUACAGAAAGAAACCGACAGAAUGAGCAACGAGUCGGAUAUUAAACUACAAGAACAGCAUAAACGAUUAACGAGCUACAUCAGAAAAAAGGAUGACGAAUUAAGAAUGGUGAAGCAAAUAUUGUCAUCCACUCAUGAAAGUAUGUCGAAUACGAGAACAGAGAUCACAGAGGAAUUAAUCCCGAUGACAUCCAAGGAAGAACCUGCCGUGUCCGUCGAUUCUCAAGUUCCUAGGAGCCAUCGCAGCCAGCAGUCAUCGCCCACUGGCUCGAGAAUCAAUCUCAGCGAUGAUGUUCAGGGAAAAAUCGCGAAAAAAGCAAUUCCGAUGGCAUCCAAAGAGGAAUCUUCGCGAAUCGCAGAAGAAUCAAUUCGAACUAUGUGCACUGAUACUCCAUUGUGUUCCACUAUGAUUGCGUUAGCUAAAAUUGCAACUAAUAACAGAUUCAAAUCAGAUAGAAAAGUAAAGAUUCCAGUAGUGAAUCCGAGAUAUCGGCGAUCGCAAAACGCAAACACAUGGAUAAAUCAUCAUCCCGUUGGGACGGUUCCGACUGGUACCAUCUUCCAGCCGCAAGCACAGCCUCACAAACGAGUCGUCCGAAAGUUGACGAAUCCAAGUAACUUUGCAGUAAAGAAAUCUGCCAAAUACUGCCUUUACGCGCAGGAACAAAAUACGGACGGCGAGCUCGAAACCAAAUUAUACAAGGCUGAUAUAUUGCCAACGUGUGGAGGAGGAGCACAGAUUGUAUUUAACGAUAUAGAAUGUCUAAAGCAGAUAUCUCCAGUUGCAGCAAAACGACAUAAUGGACAGAUAAAUCUGGAAAACAAUUUAGCAUCUACGUAAGUCUCAUGUAUAUACAUCGUCGAAAACUUCCCUAAGUACUAUAAAAUUAUAAUAACUUGUAAAAUCGCAAAAUUCGUUGCUUAUAAUUUUUUUUGUUAUUUAUUUAACAGAUGUACUUGAGAUUUUUUUUAGUUUUAUGUUUUUCACAUUGAUUGAUUGAUACUUUGGAAUUUAUGCAACCGAUGUUAUAUAUCAGAGAUAGAAGGCUAAUUAUUUCACAUAUUAGAAAUAAACAAUUUAUUUUGUUUUACUUUCAAGCCAUAGAAUAACAUUUGACGCUUUUUUGUUCCAAAGUAAUCGUGUAUAUUAUAUUACUAAUAUAUAAGGUGAAAGAUAUGAAUUCUGUACAUGUCGAGAUGAUAAACUAAAGAAAACAAAAAAAACAAUUAAAAAGAAACUGCAAUAUUAUUUUAUAUAUAUAACAAAGCUGCACAGACAUUUUGCAUACCGAUAAAUUAAAUUUGAAUGUGAAUCGGAAUUUGUCACAUCCAAAAAGAAAUGUACUGAUAAUUGACAUUCUUCAUUCAUAUCUAGCAAAUUUCACUUGUCGGUAACAAGUUUUAACUGCAUUACUUUGACGAAAUAACUAAUAAGCAUAUAAAAAAUCUAUUUUCCAAAUCUAAAAUAUACAGUAAUGUAUAUCCCCUCCUCCUUUCAUUUAUCACACCCACCACAUAUAAUUUAAAAAAAAUGAUAAAGUAUUAAAAUAAAAUUAUAUAUCAAUUUUAUCAAGACUAGAUAUAUUAAUUACUAGAGAAUUAAUUAUUUCGCGCGCGUUGUACAAUUGACAAACUUUAUACAUACACACAUACACGCACGCAUACACACAAAAUA
Nylanderia fulva is the source of this 2300-nucleotide messenger RNA. The record is from RefSeq and is a predicted model, not a curated record. Lineage: Eukaryota; Metazoa; Arthropoda; Insecta; Hymenoptera; Formicidae.